Molecule: messenger RNA, 1442 nt
Organism: Pneumocystis murina B123
Lineage: Eukaryota; Fungi; Ascomycota; Pneumocystomycetes; Pneumocystales; Pneumocystaceae
Exons: 3
Coding region: 42-1442 (466 amino acids)
Molecular function (GO): protein binding
Source: RefSeq, a predicted model, not a curated record
UUUUAUUUAUAUAAAUAUUUAAUAUUUAAAGAGCUAAUAGGAUGAAAAAUAAAUUUAAAGAAGCAUGUCUUUGUUCUGGAAUAACAGUAGCAGAAUUGAAUGGAAAACUAAUCACAUUGAAGUCAUCGAAUGAUCUGAAAGGAUUACAGGAACUAAGCAAUUCUGAAAUUAUGAUCUUUCCCGUUUUGUCUUUACCUUUAUUACUUGAUAUUAAUCGGACAUAUAAAAAGGAAAAUAUCUCUAAGAAAAAAAGUAAUAAUUUAUAUAUUAGUGAAAUAUUUCAAUUAUUUAAACUAAUUUUUCAAACUUUACAAAUAAUUCCUCAAACACCACUUGAUCUUUGGUUUCGAUCUGAUAAAAAACUUAAAAGCAAUACACCAGUUCUUAUAUCUCAUAUCGCAUGGCAUAAAGUAAUACCGAUCAUUGCGCUUUCUCAUUUAAAAGGAAUGAUUUAUAUUUACGAUUUCAGAAACAAUUCUUACUUUAAGUAUCAUCUUUCUAGUCCACCGUUUACAUCAAUCACUUGUUUAGCGUUUUCAAAUCAAAAUAGGUUGAUUGUAGGAUAUGAUAAUGGUCAAUUAGUUUUAUGGACAUUAGAUUUAAGCAUUACAUCCACUUCCAACAAAAUUAAAGCUUAUUGUAAACAACUUAUUCUCGUAAAGCCUUCCUAUUUUUCCGAAUUUCCAUGUGGAUCUAUAACUGAUCUCUCAUUUUCUCAGACAGGCAGGCAAAUUUUUAUUACUACAUCAAAAGGUGCAUGGGUAUAUGAUCUAAUAUUUUCUCAAGCUCAAAGAAUAAGUUUUUCGAGAUGCUUUAAAAUAGCUCUCACUAGUUCUGGGUCGCAUUGUUUCGUGGCCUUAGGCACAGAAAACUCUAUAGAAAUAUUUUCAUGUUUAAAUUCAGGACCAGGCUUAAGAUUUUCUCCUCCACUUUAUAUUUCUACUUCUGAGGUAGAUAAACUAAUUUGGGCACAUGAUGAUAAAACAUUAUUUUAUCAUAUUUUGGGAUCUUCUACAAUUGAAAUCGUAUAUGUCUCUCCAGCAAUAUUAGCGGAUACACCACCUAUUAGUAGAAAAAUUCCAACAGUUAUUGCCUUGCAAUCUGAAUUUAAUAGACCUGAACCAAUAUCUAAUUUUGUUCUUGAUUCAUCAUCAGAACGUCUUAUUCUUUGUUUUGAGAAAAGGUCAUAUUUGGCAUCUUUUCAGGUAUAUUUGGAUGCGGUUCUAAUGACAAAUAAUGUCUCAAUAGUAUCACCAAUUGGCCUUAUAUAUGGACCUGAUACAGAUAAAAAUAAAAAUAUUGGUCCAAUCGAUAUGCAGUUUGCACCAAAAUUUGUUGGAGGUGCAUUAUUAGCAACUAUUUGGAAUGAUAGAGUUACAUUUUUACCGAUGAAAUUUCCUAGUAAAAUAGAAAUUGAUGAAUUUUCUAAGGAUGGUUGGUAA